ACGCUUGUAAUAGCAUGAAGCAUCAGUUAACUAAAAUUCUUCUUUCUUUUAUAACCGAGUGACUCUAUAAAUAUAAUAAUAAAUGCAAGCUUAAAACUUUUACGAUAACGUCGAAAUAAUAACUGGUAUGUAGAAAGAGUUCUACAAAUACAAUUAACGAAUAUGUCUAUAUUCUACCACAUAGUUGAUUUAUGCCAAGUAAGCGCGCGAAAAACUAGUAGUAUAAGCGUUUAUCUGAUGAGGCAUGCAUGGCGCAGGUCCGAGUCUCUAGUUCACUUCUCCUGAAUCAAGGAAUUUUUUACGAGGUAGUAACACAGUGGUAUACUCGUGCAGAAGGAUACUCUUUUGUUCUUGUUAAAAGUCGACCUGUUGCAUUCUCUUUCUUCAUUUUCCAUAACGCAGGACGUCGAUCAUAUUAGAAUUACAUAGAUGGCCGAUUUAGAUCACCGUUACACGAUGUAAUAGCGAUACGUAAAAGCAUGCAGGAGGAUCAAUGCAUGAUGUUAAAGUCGAAAGGUACGGUGUGCGAUGUACCCGUCAGAAGCAAAGCUUCCAGCUUGAGGGUUUGGUCCUCUUUCACGUAUCGCAGGAACGACAACGACGUCGCUGAAUUAAGCACGAAUCAGGAAAACAACGUAUCCGUUGGAAGACUUCGAGAUGGACGAAACUAUCCGGCGGACUUCAACACGAUAGAGAGCUUUCAUUGCGCGAUCGGGCCUGUUUUAAGCAUAGCCCGAGUCUUUGGUUUAUUUCCAGUGGCUGGAGUCCGAUCCGCGUCACCCUCGAAACUCCAGUUCAAGGCACUUUCCUUCGUCGCGUUUUAUUCGGGUUUCAUAGCCUCGAUGAUAUUCUUUAUGACGAUCGUAUCGGUGCUUCACAUGGUGAAAACUCUUAACGCUAAUACGAUCCAGACACGUGGUGGCAUAGCGUCGGCGACGGUUGGCGCGGUGUUCUACGGGAACAGUCUGCUGGGCAGCAUCUUAUUUUUCUGGCUGUCGUCACGCUGGGUACCUCUUCAAUCGGAAUGGAGAGCCAUGGAACGAUGCAUAGACAGCAAUCGCAUAGAACCGACGCGGCUGCGAUGGAAAUUUUUCUUCCUAAGUUCCGUGAUACUGGUGUUGGCUCUGGUCGAGCACAUCCUAAGCAUGUUCAACAACGUGGACGGCUACGACUGGAACGCAUCGAAUUCCACGUUUCGCAGCUUCCUGGAGACGUAUACUCUACGCUCGCAUUCCUUCAUCUUCGACACAUUGAAUUACAACUUUGCCUUCGGAUUGUAUAUUUUCGUCGUUAGCAAACUGGCCACGUUCAAUUGGAACUUCACCGAUCUUUUUAUCAUGCUGGUUGCCACCGCUUUGGCUGAAAGGUACAAAUCUCUGAACAAGAAAUUGGCAGUGACGGUGACAAAAUAUCGGCCGAUAUUCUACUGGCGCGAACUUCGCGAACACUAUGCGAUUUUGAGUUGCGUUGUUAAGAAGGUGGACGAGCACAUCUCUCCCAUAAUCCUGUUAUCCUUCGCGAACAACCUCUACUUCAUCUGUCUUCAGCUGUUGAACGGACUAUCCAUAGCAGAAAAGAGCAGCCCAUUGAGCGCGGUGUACUUCUUCGGCUCUUUCGGCUUCCUAAUUAUUCGCACCUGUGCUGUCACCUUACUCACCGCUAGGAUACACGAUCAGAGUAAAGUGGCCUUACCUUAUCUGUACAAUUGUUCCACAUCCAGUUAUGGCAUUGAGGCGCAGAGAUUGCAGCAUCAACUGGCGACAGACGAGGUAGCGUUAACUGGAUUACGUUUCUUCUCCAUCACGAGAAAUUUUAUGCUUGCGGUGGCCGGAGCAAUCAUAACGUACGAAGUUGUGCUUUUGCAAUUUGUCGAUGGCAAAUAAAGCAAAAUUACAGUGAUAUCUAUUCUACGCUACUAUCGAUCCGUUUAUAAUUAUAUUUUUGAUAAUAUUGUUGUUACUACGUAUGCAAUUCGUGUUUUAGCCUAUUUCUGACGACAUUACUUGUUAUUUGUACA
Molecule: messenger RNA, 2017 nt
Organism: Bombus impatiens (common eastern bumble bee)
Lineage: Eukaryota; Metazoa; Arthropoda; Insecta; Hymenoptera; Apidae
Product: gustatory receptor for sugar taste 64f-like
Exons: 10
Coding region: 480-1883 (467 amino acids)
Biological process (GO): sensory perception of chemical stimulus; detection of chemical stimulus involved in sensory perception of taste
Cellular component (GO): membrane
Molecular function (GO): taste receptor activity
Source: RefSeq, a predicted model, not a curated record